Molecule: messenger RNA, 3155 nt
Organism: Haliotis rufescens (red abalone)
Lineage: Eukaryota; Metazoa; Mollusca; Gastropoda; Lepetellida; Haliotidae
Exons: 5
Coding region: 121-2064 (647 amino acids)
Source: RefSeq, a predicted model, not a curated record
GACGUCACAUCAUUGUUUCUCUUGUCUCCGCACGUCCAUGACUCGUAUGUCGAUUCGGAUGGAAUUUAACGGUAUUCAUAUAUGGAAACGACAUCCCAGUGUUAGAGUCUCCCAGUGACGAUGUCAAACAAAGUAACACGAUGGAUCCGAGCAGGCAUGGAGUUGUGUGCAGCUUGCUUGCUCCCUGCUUGCGCUGGGCACCUUCCGCCGAGAGUCAGCAAGAGGAAGAAGCGCCGAUACUGGAUGCUGGGAAGAGUCUUGAAGAUUGGACCCAACACUUGUGGACAUGGAGGUUCUCUUCGAGUCGACGGAGAUCAAGGGACCAAAGGUGUAACCGGAGAAGAGGGUGAACAAAAUAAGAAACUAUGUACAAGCGAACCCGACGCUAAUAUCCAAGCUAAAACGUGUUGCAAUGGAAGACCCAGACGUGAGGAGAAAGCCCAAACACGAAGACGCAGGCAUUUCCCGAGGCGACGCUCAAAGAAGACACGCAGUCGACGGAAGAUGAGAGAUCGCCUGCUCUGCAAGUUGCAGGCGAGGAAAAACGCCAUUGACCUCAAGUCGAGAUACCUUGACCUGCAAACAUUCAGAAACUCGGAUGAUAAUAUCGGAAUCAGUGAAUUAAAGAAGGGUUUAUUUUGUGAAGAGGCUAACAGUGACAACAAGCCGAGCAUUUCACUGGCUAUGACACAGAUUGACAAGUUGGUGUAUGAGAAGGUACAGAAGCGUUUUGGUCACUGCAAAUCAGCCUGGUUGGAACAUGAAGAUCCUAACUAUGAUGCUUCCUCUGUGAAUGAAAUGAAUGAUGCAGUGCACACAAAAGAACAUCCCCCCAAAAGCCGAAGGGAAAAUCAUUGCAGGGCCAAUGAUUUAACAGAGAAAGGAAGAUAUGGAGCCAAAUACAAUUAUCUCGAGGUCUAUGACAUGAACCAGGAUGGCAAAGAAGAUGCAGAUUUAAACAUGUGUGGGGACGUGAGUGGGCAAAACGAGCGGAAUGGUGUUAAAGUCACUGCAUCUGGACAAUAUCUGGAAAUGAGAGGCACCAAGUAUGUGUCUGAAGAGCAUAAGGAAAGCACCAUAGAUUUGGUCGAUGCUGGUGCUGUAUACGAGUCCUCGUCGGAAGAGUCUCUGAGUUCAAAACAUGCUGUAGAAGGAGAUUCACAAGGGGUGUUUAAUGAACCUACGUAUGCCCUGAUAGUAAACAGGCUAACUGCCCACUGCGUUGGUCUCGAUAUUGAUCAAGAAGAAGAAGAAGAAGAAGAAAAUAGGAUGAUACAGGUUGAGCUGUAUUCUGCCAAUUCAAUAAGACUUUGUCUAUCAGACAGGAAGGAACUGGAGAAUGUUUAUGACGUUGUAAGAUGUCCAAACAGAAGUAAAGACAACACAGAAGGCACUGAGAUGUUAACCAGGGAUCCAUCCCUGCGUGGCGACACAGUUAAUACAUGUCCAGGCGAAGAAGAACAAGAAAUAAGAAUUGGCAACUUUGCAGUAUCCAGCAAACUGACCCCACAUGUUCCUGCCAACAAAACACCAACUGAGUUCCCCCACGAUGAUGGCCAACGGGGCAUAUCCCCCAUACAGGGGCCAGAGAGGGCUGAAGAAGAUGACAUCACAAACGGAUCAUUUCGGAUAUCAGUAACAAUCCGCGUUGGUGGACACAGAGCAACAGAUUCAAAUGAAUCCAAAGGUAUAAUCCUUGACAUCAAUGAAGAACAUCCGAAUGGAAAUACUCCAAGCACCAACAAGCAGGAGGCGGGAGAUGGGCAGGAUCUACCAGGAUGUCCUCAUUGGCAUCCACAACGUCAAGCAUCUCCAACGGCUGUUCCAGGUGUUGUGGAACCAUCUGCCGUGGGGGAACAGUCUGUUACAAAGCUACCCAAAUCUGCCGUGGGAGAACAGUCUGUUACGAAGCUGCCCAAAUCCCCCUUGGUCGCUGAACGCCCUGAACACCUCCAGGGCACCAGGAAAAAACCUCCACUUCAUCCAACUCGACUAAAAAAUAAGAAAGUUUCUGAUGAAAUUCAAGGGCCAGAGAACACUGUUGAAGAUCACGUGAAGCUGUGAUAGCAGUGCACAUAUGGUCUGAGGAUUGUUUGAGCAGUCAAUACACAAGUUGUAGUUCAUUAUUAAUAUUUCUUCAUAAACUGUAAUUGAAAUCAACAUAAACAAUUUGGCUGUUUCCAGUUCUCAGUUUGACUUUCCAAACAUGGAUGUUUGAGAGAAAAUCAUGUGAGAUUUAGUAUAUCUGCAUGUAUAAUCAACAUUAAUGAACCUUUCAUUUGAUAACAUGAAUGCAUAUGUGGAAUAUAAAUAAAUAAUUCUUUUAACCAAUUAUUGAGAUUUAAAUUUCAGUGUCAUGAAAGGUUAAAAUAUGAAUACUGGGAAAAUAUGAGAAUAUCUGUAAGUUGUUUUACCAUAUUUUGUAGUUUCUAAUGUUAUGUUUGGUUUGUUUCCUGUACUCACUGGGCUGACAUUGAUCUCCAGCUAAAAUAUGAAAAAAAAUAAAUUAUUUUCUUGAUAUGUAUACUCAUCGAGAAAGACAAUCGCGAAUACCAUACAUGUUGGUGAAUAUAUGAAGAAUAACUCAUAUUCAAGAGAUAUUAGAUUGGUCGAUACACAAACGAACAUACUGGAAAGUUGUGUGAACCGACGCUCGUGAACACAUCAAUUGUGAUGUCAUAGAUCCAUGACUUCAGAUGAACCAUUAUUCCCAUGCAGGAUUAUCAUGUAAAGUUUGGAAAUCAGGUGCAGGAUAUCGUGAUAAGAAUAAAGACACUCUGUGGUAACACUUGACCGAUUGUUAGUUUAGUCAUUAAGUGGUACACAUUGGAAACAUCUCUUCUCAACAUACUUCUAUGUAUGUUUCUAUGGUUUGCAUUUCUUCAGGCGGUGAGUAUACAUAUCCAACAAAUGUCUCAUGAGGAUAACGUACUGGGAGGGCAAUAGUCAUAUCAUGAAACAAUGUUAAUCAAAGUAAUGAACAUUUAUGUCACAAGGAAAAUGUUUCCUCCAAACGGACGUCUUGGUUAUGAAGACAACGUUGAUAACAAUGUUUUCAACCUGCCUGUGUUUGUUCACCAUUAUGUUUGAGCCUGGAAUACUGGUACUCUAGUUGAUCCAUAACAUGAGAAUUUUAAAGUAAAUAUAAAUAUAUA